AUGACAGUGACACCAUCAGCCGCUGCGCAGGCCCAGUUGUCGUUCGUGCCGCGAGAGGAGUUGGCCCCACCGCCUGGGUUUGCUAUCCUCACCCCAGCCCCUGACUUUGAGUGCCCGAAGAGCUCACUGCUGGACCAGCCACCAGUUCCAGUACCAAUUCCUGCCGUCGCCGUUUCAGUACCAGUUCCUGCCGUCUCUGUUCCUGCCCGUGGUGUUGCUGCUCCCGCUGCAGGUCCUUCUGGACAGGAAGUUGUGAUCAAGAAGUUUGCAAGGUUGGGCAAGAGAGUGCUCGAGGUUAAUGAGCAUUCCUUGCUUGGUAUCACUCACGAAGAGGCUGUGAACAUCAUGAGAUCUGCGGGAUCAACUAUCCGAUUGGUUGUUUGUGAUGGAUAUGACUAUGCUUUGGUCCAGCAGAUGAAGGCAGAGGGACGGUUAGGUCACGAGUCGCGCAGUACCAGUCAGAGUGUCUCGUCAUUAGACAAGGAGGAUCGGGAGAAUCCCUCACAACCCCAGAGUGCAUCUGUCCUGCAUGAGGAAGGACCAACCCAGUCUCCUCCAUCUCCUAAACUAUCCCCGCCUUCACCUUCCCCCAAACCAAAAGAACAAUCACCACCUAUACCUGAGCAAACACCACCUAUACCUGAGCAAACACCUUGCGAAAGGAUCCCCACUCCUGAUGCUGAAGAGCAAUUAAGUAGUGGCCUCAGGAGUGACACUCCCGACACUGAUGAUGAUGUUGGGCGUGACACCCCUCUUCCAUCAAACCUUUCUUCUGCCUCUGUCACAUCCAGUGCGCCAAAGGAGAAAUCCACUCCAGAAAUUGUCAUGGAGGUAGUCAGAGCAGCUGAACAACUAACGUCAAGACCACUGUCUCAAAACUCAGCUGCCAGUAGUAUUGUUCCCUCAGCUUUGGAAAGAAAAGCCUCGGCAGAAAACAAAACGACCACAGUUGUUUUAGCCAAACACACUUUAGCUCCACAGACUAGUACAAUCCCAGCAGGAUCAGAUAGUAUAAAGGUUUUAGUAGAUUCUAAAAAGAGUACCAAAAGCCAUAUCAAAUUCCUUAGUGAAAAAUCUCUGAUAUGA
Macrobrachium nipponense is the source of this 1086-nucleotide messenger RNA. RefSeq names its product protein lap4-like. The record is from RefSeq and is a predicted model, not a curated record. The coding region runs from base 1 to 1086 and encodes 361 amino acids. NCBI's taxonomy places the organism in Eukaryota, Metazoa, Arthropoda, Malacostraca, Decapoda, Palaemonidae. Gene Ontology annotation, molecular function: protein binding. The transcript has 7 exons.